UGGGGUCUUUUUUUUAAAACUUAUCCCCCCCUACCCUUCUACGUUCCGUUUUUUUUUUCUCGAAGAAGCUAUAAAAGGCUGCAACUAAAUAAUUCAGUCAGUUCAGCGGACGGUGAACACGGGACAUUCCAGCAGAACUUAAGGAGGACCCAGUUCAUAAAGUGAGGAGUCGCUAAUAAAAGAGAAACUGAGGCUGCGUGUCAUUCAUUUUCUGGUAAUCAGUGAACGAGAUACGGUGAAGUGAGUUUCCUGGGAAGUGAAACAGAGUUUGUCUUAUAUUCUACAGUGGAGAUCUGUGAAGCAGGCAUAAUGAAAGCGGUCCUGUCCUGGCUCUGCAUCCCUAUAUUGACACACUACCUUUCCUUGCGUGGAGAUGCUCUGUUCCUGUCAAACUCCACAAUCCUGGAGCGUCUGCUGAGCAAAUACCACGACGCCCAAAAUUAUACUCAUUCCCGGGUCCGCCGUGCAAUCCAGUGGUCUGAUCGUGAGGAGAUAGUGAAUCUACAUAACAAGUUACGAGGAAAUGUGCAUCCAUCCUCCUCCAACAUGGAAUACAUGGUUUGGGAUGAAGAGCUGGAGCGAUCAGCCACUGAAUGGGCACAUCAGUGUAUCUGGGAGCAUGGCCCGAAAGACCUGCUGAUGUCCAUAGGACAGAACCUGGCUGUACACUGGGGAAGGUACCGUACACCUGCCUACCAUGUUCAAGCGUGGUAUGAUGAAGUCAAAGAUUAUACUUAUCCAAUGCCUCAUGAGUGUAACCCCUGGUGUCCUGAACACUGUUCUGGGCCAAUGUGCACCCAUUAUACUCAGAUUGUGUGGGCUACAACCAGCAAAGUGGGCUGUGCAGUACAUGCCUGUAAUAGAAUGAACGUUUGGGGAGAGAUCUGGGAAAAUGCAAUCUACCUUGUUUGCAACUACUCCCCUAAGGGUAACUGGAUCGGGGAGGCCCCAUAUCAAAGUGGCAGACCCUGUUCUCAGUGCCCUCCUAGUUUUGGAGGAGGCUGCAAGAACAACCUGUGUUACAAAGACACACAGGUGCCUCAUCCUCCUGAGACAGAGGACAUGAAUGAGGUAGAAACAGCACUGGUACCUGAGAAACCUGAUAUAUGGCCUCGUCCUCAACCACGCACCACCCCUGCUAAAGAAACUCCUAAAAAGAAAGAGACCAGCAAAAAAUACAUGACUCAAGUAAUAAAGUGCGACACCAAGAUGAGAGAUAAGUGCAGGGGGUCAACAUGUAACAGGUAUGAAUGUCCUGCAAACUGCCAGAAUGCAAAAGGCAAAAUUUGGGGGACCCUCUUUUAUGACACGCAAUCCAGUUUAUGCAGAGCUGCGUUGCAUUUUGGAGUGAUUGAUAACAGUGGAGGCCUGGUUGAUAUCACACGAAAAGGUCAGAUGCCCUUGUUUGUUAAGUCAACAAGGAAUGGAGUGGAGUCUUUGAGCAAAUAUAAAAAGACAAAUGCGUUUACUGUGUCAAAAGUGGAAGUGAAAAACGUGGACUGCUAUGCUACUGUUGCUGAGCUCUGCCCCUUCAAAAAACCUAUUGCUCAUUGCCCAAGGGUGUACUGCGCCAUGAGUUGUAAAGAUGAACCAUCAUACUGGGCUCCAGUCUAUGGCACAGACAUUUACUCUGAUAGUUCCAGUAUUUGUCGGUCUGCAAUCCACGCUGGAAUCAUCACUGGCUCUGAUGGUGGCUACGUGGAUAUUUUGCCCUUAGAGAAGAAGAAGCAUUAUGUGGGAACAUUAAGAAAUGACAUCCAAUCUGAAAGCAAGAAAAAUCCAGAAGGCCAUUCAUUCCAGCUUUUUGCAGUGAGGGUGUGAAAGGAUUGAGUACCUGGAAGAGGCAGAAGAGUUUCAAGAAGAUGCUUGAUUUGCCAUAAGAUGGUGAGCAAUGAUGAAAGGUGCCCUAGCCAAUCAGUAUGGUAGCCAUAGUCAUCAUUUCCUUUUCAGCCUCUCUAAGGAGCAACAAAAGCAAUGAUAAAAACUUUCAGCUCAUUCCCAGACAUCUCAUCGCAGCAGCAGCAGCAAUGUACUACAGUACCAUUAUAAAGCAGAAAAACAAUAUCAGAAAUUUCAGGGCAUUUAUUUCACAACAUUAUUUGAACAGCAGUUGUUAAUUUCUUUUUAUAAUGAGAAAUAAAUGACUAAUACUGUAUAAUAUGAAAAUCACAAUUGUUAUGGUUAUGUUUAUGCUUUAACAGCAGUGCUGAUUAUAGCUAAAUGAUUAUGCAUUGAGGCAUUUGACAAAAUGAAAGGAUAAUAUUAUAUAAAUGUUUACAUUUUUUAAGAGAUGUUUUCCCAUUACUUAAUAUUGUCUUCCAGUUGGUUUUAUUUUGUAUUUUUGUACAGGUUGUUGGGGUUAAAAGAUACUUUUUUGUGGUAAUGAAUGGUGCUUUUAUGGAGCAUGUGUUACUUUUUUUUAACUAUAUUAGUUGCAUUCUACAAUAUUAGUAACUCCUUUUCAAUUAGGCCGUGAAUCAUAACUUAUCUUCUCUUUUAACUAGCUACUCACAUAGCUAAUGUUUCCUAGAGCUCUUAACAUAAAACAAAAAUACAAUGGCGACACUCUGUCAUAGGCAAGCAAUCACUACUUUUUCACGCACAUCUGCCUUCUCCCAGUUGACUGUAAUCUGGGAGAAGGUCGAUGUUGAUGGCAGAUAUUGACUCCCAUCUUCCCUCAUCUCAGCACCUUUCCUUCAGUGCUCUUUGGACAGUCUGAUUCAGAGAAGCUGGUUUAACGUCCAGUACACAAAUGUAAACUAGCAGAACACAAUCUUUAGUCCGCUUUUCAGUGACACAUUUAAUAUGUAUUAUUAAUGUACCGUGCAAUUCAAUCCCCAGUAGGACAGUAUCUAUGAGAGCAUGAGGCUGU
Messenger RNA from Polypterus senegalus (gray bichir), 2872 nucleotides. It is a transcript of the gene crispld2, whose product is annotated as cysteine-rich secretory protein LCCL domain containing 2. NCBI's taxonomy places the organism in Eukaryota, Metazoa, Chordata, Cladistia, Polypteriformes, Polypteridae. Gene Ontology annotation, cellular component: extracellular region. The transcript has 15 exons. The record is from RefSeq and is a predicted model, not a curated record. Bases 310 to 1821 code for a protein of 503 amino acids.